This is a messenger RNA of Helianthus annuus (common sunflower), 1531 nucleotides long. RefSeq lists its product as uncharacterized. The record is from RefSeq and is a predicted model, not a curated record. Gene Ontology annotation, molecular function: mRNA binding. Lineage: Eukaryota; Viridiplantae; Streptophyta; Magnoliopsida; Asterales; Asteraceae. The transcript is spliced from 9 exons. The coding region runs from base 307 to 1272 and encodes 321 amino acids. Gene Ontology annotation, cellular component: ribonucleoprotein complex; cytosol.
CUGCUUCACAACAACAAAUCCAAACCGUCCAUCAUACAUCAUCAGAUUAACUUCACCAAACACAGCCGUAAGAUCACACGUGUCCCUCAAAAUGAAAACUUCCCUCCAUGCUUACCAUACACCGCCGAAGCAGCAGAUAAUAUCCUCCAAUGUGAUUCUUGACUUCUUUUAGAGAGAGAAUCUAGGUUCAUCAUCUUUUAGAGAGAGAGAGAGAGAGCGUAAGUAAACAAUACAGUGAAUUUCGUGUUUGUAUAAAUUUUCAUCAUUUCGUGUAUCUAUAAUCUCAGAUCAGGUUUCACCAGAGAUAUGGAAAACUACAACUACUCUGCGCAGGAAGUUGCUAACGCUUUUCUGCAACAAUAUUAUCGUAUUAUGCAACGAGCGCCUAAAGAUGGUUUUAACUUUUACAAGGAGCAAAGUAUUCGAUCCCAUCAAUGUGCUGAUGGUUCAAUGAAAACAGCAACAACAUUGCAGGGCAUUAAUGAUGAUAUCAUGGCUUCGAAUAUUAAGCAAUGGAAUCCCGAUCUAACCACUGUGCAUGCUCAAGAUUCAGUAAUGGAAUCAGUGUUUGUAGGAGUAUUGGGAUAUUUGACUGAUAAUGCUGGUGUGGAAAGAAACUUUACUCAAACUUUUGUCUUGGCCCCACAAGAAGGCGGUGGCUUUUACGUGCACAAUGAUUUUCUUCAGUUUUUAGAUGUCAUUAUGAGUUCGAUCGCUUCGCUACCAGCUUGGCAGCAAGCCCCAAACAAGAAAGCCGAGGCAAAAAACGUGUCUUACACAUCACUUUUGACUAAAGAGGGUUCUGGUUCAUCAACUACAACAACAGAAAAUAUAUAUGAUGAUAAGGCGAUUCGGGUCAAGAACCUACCGCCCAACAUGACAUCAGAAUCAUUACUAAAGGUGGUAAAACAAUUCGGACCGGUGAAGCAGAAUGGUAUUCAUAUAAAAGAAUACGCUAAGGACGGAUAUCGUUAUGCUUUUGUCGAGUUUGAUGAUCCCAAAUCUGCCCGCAGUGCAAUAGAGGCUCGCUUCAUCCAUUUUGAGGACAGAUAUUCUGAAAUCCAGUAUAAGAAACUUCCUAAUCAAGGAGGACAUUAUUACAAUGCGAGGCCGUCAUAUGGAUGUGGGGGAUAUAGAAAUAACAAUUUGUGGGGCCGUGAUGGUGAAGGGCGAAGCAAUGGUAGUUGGGGUUAUCAGCAUCAUGGCAAUGAAAACUUUGGUCAAACUCGCGAGUACUACUAUACGUGCUACGGUUACUCUCAAGAUCACUGAUUUUUAUUUGGAGUAUUUCAACUCCCGGUUUUGGGGCGUUUUAAAGCUCACGUGAAGGAGAGAGAGAGGAGAAAGGGAGACCUGUUCGAGGGCGUUUUAGUGGCAACUUGGGCCGCAUUGAUGUGAGCACAUUUUUUUGGAUGCUUCCGUUGGGAUGAUUUCUCCUUUUAGAUUUUUGAAAAUGUAUUGGCAUGAUUUCAUCCGCCUUUCUCAUCUUCCGUCAUUUGUACAUAAUUUAUUAUACUUCAUUAACUUUAAA